CGAGGCUCCUGGCUCAAGGCCCAAGGUUCAAGGCUCCGCGAACGUUCAUUUUCUCCUGCCUGGGGAACCUCCGCGAAGGUGAACGUUGAGCUAGCGUGUUGUUUUGCUCUGCUUACGCAACUGCCCAUCUCCCUGUACAUCCUGCUUGUCAUUGUUGGUCUCUCAUAUCCAUUUCUUGUUGCGGUUUGGUGGUGGCAAUUUGUAUGCGCUGACUUGUUCCUCACUGCCUAGUGUGGUGCUCGUAAGUCUCUGUUCUUUCAGAUCUGCCUUGUGUGGAUUGCAUAUUGUUCAGUUUGCAGUAUUUCAUUGUUGUGAUCUCCCAGGUGUCCUCACACAUCUUCCCUCAGUUUUCUGCCAUAUACCUAUCAUUUGUGGUCUUGUUUGUGCCAGAUGCCUCAUGUGCGGAGUCUCGCAUCCAGGUGUUUGCGUCGGGCUCGGGCUUGCCAACUUGGAUGGGUUCGACCGAAUUGUCCUCUUCCGUUGGUGCUCGAAGGCCUAGUCGCCCGUGACACGGUCUUGCAUGCAGAGUUGGAUGCUCAGGCUAAUAAGUUGUUGACAGCAUUACUCCAUCCCUCUGAUAGCUGCCCGAAAGUUGAUUCCGUUGCACUUCGCGGUUUUUCUUCUGCUAUUGAUGCUGGGGUCCAGGUUGACGAGGUCGAAUAUCCUUCUCAAAGCAUUCGAGUAUUUUCAAUUGAUGCUGGUGUCCAGGUUGAUGAAGUGCACUGUCCCUUUCAGAGCAUUCGAGUGUCCUCAAUUGAUGCUGAGGUCCAAGUGCAUUCUCAAAGCAUUCGAGUGUCUUCAAUGGGUGCCGGCGUGCAAACUCAGUUCACUUGCGAGGACGCCUGUGUGCAAACUCAGUUCACUUCAAUGGAUGCUGGCGUGCAUACUCAGUUCACUUUGAAGGACGCCGGUGUGCAAACUCAGUUCACUUUCCAGGACGACGUCAAAACGUGGAUUGACAGGAGCACUGCCCAGAAGGGGUUCACCGGCCAGGUUGCGCUGCAGUAUUUAAUCCAGGGGCUUGAAUUAUUCGUAGACCUCAUGACAGAGCCAAUGACCAUCCCAAAACAUCAUGUAUCAUUUUGGUUCCAUAAUUUGUUCAACCUCACGGAUCAUGUUCAGUCGUUUCUGGGAGAACUUUUGGAUUGUCUCAAAUCUCACCGUUUCGUGACGGGGAAAAUGGACCGUGCCGAUGAGGCCAGGUUUAAAGCUCCAGGGUACACUGUCGAUUGUUUCAGUUUUGUUCCAGACGGACUCUUCGAGAGUGCCAGUCGCGCAGACCCGCGGAGACUCACAGCAGCCCCCCGGAGACUACAGCAAAUGUGGGAGCCCCAUGAGCUCAGAAUUUCCGUCGCCACGUGGACGAAUCGCCUCUCCGUCGGGGUUGUCGUCUGUCCGUGUCGCUUCGGAUGUGAUAGCCAAGACUGGACAUCAAAAGUUGGUUCCCGAAUCUUCCCAGAGCAUUCGAGUUUCUCCCGAUAUCGGUGGGAGCUCUAGAGGUAGCCGGAAAGGGAGAGGCAAAGGCAAACGAUAGGGCAGCUUUGAACAUGAUUGACUGCAUACAUUACCUCUCUGUGUAUUGUACGCUGAAUUGUAUUGGAUUGUUGAUUGUGAUUGCCUCGCGUGGUCUUUUUGAUUGUUGAUUGUGAUUGCCUCGUGUGGUCAUUCAGUGCAUCCUUAUUCAGUUGCAUCCUUAUUCAGUGCAUAGUCUUUCAGUUUGUUCGUUGCCUUUGUUUAUUGCUUGUGUUUCGGUAGUGUUGCCUUUCGGUCCAUAGACAUGGGGCAUAUGCAUUUGUUUGAGCUCUAAUAAUUCACGGUGUGCAUGUUCAGUUCUUGGCCAGGUAUCCUGGCUCUCUUGUCGUAGUUUUAGUUUCGCCUCUUCAGUGUUCUCACUGUUGUGGGGUUGUCUGUAUACUGCACCUACGGACCUAGGUCUGAUCCCUGAUACAAAGUUAUCAGCGGCGGAGCGCAUCUGCGAUGUUCUCCCACAGGUUGUGCGAACGUCUUUGGUCAUGCAUGUUUCUGUUUCUCUAUAAGAGCGGACUGCUUGCUUGACAAUUUAGAGGCUUCGCUUCGCCUGAGACUUCGUUGGACCUGGCCUCAGUGGCCAAGAUGGUCCCAGCAAAGACGCAAUAAACCUGGUUGACG
This is a messenger RNA of Prorocentrum cordatum, 2148 nucleotides long. The record is from the annotation of a GenBank genome assembly. Lineage: Eukaryota; Dinophyceae; Prorocentrales; Prorocentraceae.